UGGGAGGUCGUUUAUUGACAGGGGAGAAGGUGACUCCUCGGCAAGCAGGGCAGCAGUUCGCACAAAUCUUACCAUAUAACCCAAAAGAAGAGGGUUGUUUUGUAGAAAAGCAGCCAUGUCUUCUUUUGGAAGGGCGUUAGGAAUCCUCCGGGCGGGAUCUCGGCUCGUCGGACGCGGUCCACAGAGGAUAACGACCAGAAAGGCUGGCGGGGGGGCUCACAUUGAGCCACAGUACAGGCAGUAUCCACAGGUAACCAAGAACCAGAAGUUUCAGGCUGAACUACUCAGCAGUGUAAUGUGGUUUUGGAUCCUCUGGCACUGUUGGCACGACCCUGAUGCAGUCCUGGGUCACUUCCCCUGGCCUGAUGCCUCCCAGUGGACGGAUGAGGAGCUUGGAAUCCCAGCAGAUGACGAAGAAGAAUAAGAUCACCAUGAAGGAUCCGAGCUGCCGGGCAAGUCUCUGCGGAAAUCUUCAGGAAAGUCUGAAAGUCAUUGUUGUACAUAGACUAAUAAAAUUCUUUAAAUAUUCUGAA
Messenger RNA from Acanthopagrus latus (yellowfin seabream), 533 nucleotides. It is a transcript of the gene ndufb2, whose product is annotated as NADH:ubiquinone oxidoreductase subunit B2. The transcript has 4 exons. Bases 116 to 424 code for a protein of 102 amino acids. NCBI's taxonomy places the organism in Eukaryota, Metazoa, Chordata, Actinopteri, Spariformes, Sparidae. Gene Ontology annotation, cellular component: mitochondrial inner membrane. The record is from RefSeq and is a predicted model, not a curated record.